AUGGUGGCAUACACAGGCAGCCUCUCUGUGAUGUGCGUUAACGGAACAUGGACCACAUUGACACUGAAAUGCGAAAAGAAAUCAUGUGGUAAUGCUGGUGAUUUGACAAAUGGAAGGUUUCACUAUGAAGGGCUUGCUGUCAUUGGGGAAAGAGUCUACGCUAUAUGCAAUGAUGGUUACAUUUUAAAAGGACCUAAGUACAUGACUUGUAAGAAGGCUGGUUGGACUGGUGGAUUCCCUACAUGUGAAGAGGCUGGUACCACCUGCUCCACUCCAGAAGUGGCCAACUCAGUGAGGAUUAGUGAGGAAGAUGUUUCAAUACACCAGGCAGGAGAGAAGGUGACAAUUACCUGCAUUCCAAAUUUCCUGCUAGUUGGCCCUCAGCAGGUCACCUGCGGCCCCUCGGGCCGCUGGGAGCCCAAACUCCCUUACUGUCAGACUUCACCUGCUCGUCAAGGUGGCUGUAGCGUUCCAGCAACUUUGUAUGAGACUCACGCCAACCUCGCCGAAGAGUUCAUCACCAAAACGAUUUUUGGCCCUGGAGAGCGAGUCCGCUACACUUGUGACGUCGGCUACAGCCCAGUAGGUGGCAGCAGAUACCGGCGGUGUAACAGUGGACAAUGGACACCGCUUCUGCUCAAGUGUGAACGAAAGCUGUGUGGCUCUGCUGGGGAGAUUCGAAAUGGACGCUUCAUGUAUACUGGCGUAGAGUUUGGAGACACUGCCACAGCUCAGUGCAACGAAGGGUUUCAUCUUGUUGGUCGUCCAACCAGGACUUGUAGGAGUUUUGGCUGGGAUGGUCAUGCUCCCGUUUGUCAAGUUGUGGAAUGUGAAGAACCUCCUGAGGUGGCCAACGCAGUACCAAAUGGCAGAGAAGAGGCUCCGUACAAGUACAUGAGUGUAAUUGUGUACGAGUGUCACGUGGGGACCGUCCAGGGGAACAAUGCCAUUUGGUGCACAGAGGACGGCACAUGGAGCACACCUCCUACAUGUAAAGAAAUCACAUGUCCAUCUCCAAAAGUGCCCAACGCCUCCUGGACGCGAGCUCACGCCAGACUUUAUCAACACCGGGACGCAAUCACCAUCAGUUGUCGUCACGGUUACACGCUGGUCGGUGCCAGCACAGUCACCUGCGGUGACGACAUGGGCUAG
Molecule: messenger RNA, 1152 nt
Organism: Nerophis lumbriciformis (worm pipefish)
Lineage: Eukaryota; Metazoa; Chordata; Actinopteri; Syngnathiformes; Syngnathidae
Source: RefSeq, a predicted model, not a curated record